GUAGUUAUACAUAUUGAAUUAACAAAUGUUUGAUAUAAUGUAAUGAGUAUGCAAUUGACGUGUAAAAAUGCCUUGAAAUCCUAUAGAAGAAUCUUCAUAUCAACACCCAUAUUAGGAUAUGACGUCUAGACAAGGGAACUACUCUGGAAGCGAUGGCUCUGGAAGGAGUAAAGCGAAUCGUCCAGCUUCAUUUCCAAAUAAUAAUUUAAGUUCAGUAUCGUUUAAAGACUUGUCAAAAAGUUUUGGAAAACUAAAAGUACAAGGAGUUGAGAAAGAGGGAAGAAAAGGAAAAAGACCAAGUUUAACGGAUUCCGAAGCCUCUGAUAAUGCGAUAGCUUCAGUUAAAUCCAGCCGAAAUAGAGGAGCUGGAGGAGGAGUAGUCACCACUCGAAAAGAGGAUAGAAGCCAUCAUGCCCGUGCUCUUCGGGAAAUCAAAGAUAGUCUUGCUCCUUACGGUCCUUCAGAUAUCAGCGCAGAAUCUGUCCAGAACUUGGCUUUGGAAUUGAAUGUAAAUGUUGAUCAGUCUGUUGCUGAAAAUGUGGCGAAAAACUGCACAACACUUGAGGUUGCCAGAGAAAAACUGAUUCUGAUAUUGCGUCGUAAAAUGCAAAAUGAACAAUUCCUUCAUCCCACCAAUAAUAAUAACAAUGCUGGAAUUCCUCCACCUAUGUAUCAGACAGAUUACAAUACAAGUGACUACCACGUGCCUCAGCCGAACAUGCAUUUGCAGCGCGAUCCAUACAGUCGAACGCAUCGUGGCAGUCCAGAUGGAGCUAGCCUCAGAGCAGACAGUCCGGUCGGAGUUCAUGGCCACAAUGGACUUCAAAGCAAAAUUAGCCAAGUGAACAACUUGCGCCAUAAAAUCACUGCUUCUGAGUAUGAAUUAUUGUCGAGUAAGAAUCAGUUGGAUCCAACAAAACAAUUGCAUAGGCAGUAUGUGCCACUACCAGACAGGACACCUGCCACGGAGCCGCCUGCUUAUCCUGGGAAUCCAGCAACUUACAUCAAUUCUCCAUAUUCACGUCAAAGUUCCGCGAGUGAUAAUGGUUAUGACAUGGGCAUGAAUUCACUUCCACGCCCAAAUCAUCUCAUGACGAAUCCAACUAACACGUCGGAUGUUCAGUAUCGUCGUGGACAAACACCUCCUCCGAUGUCAUAUGACAACAGGGCUAUCCCAAACAAUCCCAAUCCUCCAGUGAAUGCAGGAAUUGUUCCUGGACAUGUACAACAAAUCGUUCAGCGAAUGUCACCUUCUACUCCGAGUCAGGAGGCAAUGAAUUUUAUGCGGCCUCCAACAACAAGACAGAAUCCAAAUCGCCAGCCACAAAAUGUGCCGCAAAUGUCUUCGACAAGUGUUAUGAGAGACAACCAUAAACCCAUUAUCAAAGGACCCUCAUCUGCCUCCAAUAUGUAUCAAUCAUCAGCUGGAUCUGGGGUAAACCCAGCCAUGGCACGAUACACCCCGAAUCACCCACCACCCAGCUAUACAGUAGCGCAGCAAUUUCGUAACAAACAGAAGGAGCUUGACCAACCAACUUAUACACACUCUGAUAAUUCAUCAAGGUAUCCAGAAUUGUCUAAAUCUCAACAAGCACAAAACCAGAUGUUGAAUAUUAAUCCAACAAAUAGGGGAAGUCCGUCACCUUAUCAAGACCAGCACCAACAAUGGACAAAUCAAAUAAAUGGAGCUUUGAUGGGAAAUAUCAAUUACUCUACGUAUCAACAACAGACAUCCGGUCAUUCAUCCAGUCCUCAGUCUUCCAUAUCAUCGGGAUACCAGAUGGUGGGUGGAGAACCGUGUCAUGCUCAAUACCAAACGCUUGCCAGUCCGCCUAUAUUACGACCUAUCUCAAGUCAGCCUGUCAUGAAGUUGCAACCUAUGACAGCCGAAGUACCUAUGAAUUGUGAGAAUUUGCCGCCUCACUUUGCACCAAUGGUUGUGGAUUCUGAUAGACAGCAAGUUCCAUUGUCUGAUAGAAAUUCACAAUAUCACAUGACCACAACUCAUGGACAUUAUAUCACAGACAGAGAACCACCACCUUAUGGAGAAAGCGUAUCCGGUUCAACCAGUCUUACAAACAGCGAUAUAACCAUGAACUAUUCCAACCCUGACGUUAAUUACGGCUGUUACCCCGAUGAUAAUGGAAAAUUGCGUAGGCCAAGCAUUGCUGAAAAUUACCUAAACGCAGUCGAAGGAAAUGGUACCAGUGGUGGUAUCAUCACCCCAGGACCGCUCAACAACCCCACUGCAAAACCACCAAAGGGUACUGAAACAGCGGUGCAAGCCGCUCGUGUUACUGGCAGCAACACCAAAAGGCAUGCCAACUCGUAUUCCGCAGUUAGUGCGCCAAAGCAACAAAAAGCAGGGUCUAUAUCGGGAACUACAACAACGUCUCAACCCCGACAUCGAAAUCAUGAACAGAUGGUGCCAGACGCAGACUCUACAGAAUGUGUCGAAAAAACGAUAAGUACAUCACCGGUGCCUGAAAGAAAGUUUUCUGGAAAAUCGAAGUCUAAAAAGACUCCUAAAAGGGAUAAUCAAUUCUCCGAUUCGGAAGAUGAAGAAGAACCUCCACAAAGAACUAGCAGAGUAAAAAUGUUCUCAUCGGAGGCAUACAAGUUCUAUAUGGAACAGCACAUCGAAAACGUCUUCAAGGGUUGUCAUUCUCGUUCCAACAGACGGAAUCAACUUGAGCAAGAAAUGAUGAAGAUGAAACUGCCACCACCAGACCAAGAGCAAAUGAGAGAAAUGUUAUUCAAAAAAGAAUCAAAUUAUAUCAGAUUGAAACGUGGAAAAAUUGAUCUGUCAAUGUUCCAGUUCUUAAAGGCACUCGGAGUUGGUGCAUUUGGAAAGGUUUUCCUAGCUAGAAAGCGGACUUCUGGUGCACUUUAUGCUAUCAAAACACUGCGAAAGAAAGAAGUUUUGACGAGGAAUCAGGUCGCUCAUGUCAAAGCUGAGAGAGAUAUUUUAUCAGAGGCUGACAAUGACUGGGUCGUUCGACUGUACUACACAUUCCAGGACAAACAAUUUCUAUAUUUUGUAAUGGACUACAUUCCGGGAGGCGACAUGAUGAGUUUACUGAUCAAGAAAGGAAUAUUUAGUGAACAACUUGCACAAUUUUAUACUGCAGAAUUAACUUUAGCACUGGAAAGUGUUCACAAAAUGGGAUUUAUACACAGAGAUAUAAAACCAGAUAACAUAUUGAUCGAUCGUGAUGGACAUAUUAAAUUAACAGAUUUCGGACUCUGUACUGGUUUCAGGUGGACGCACGACUCCAAGUAUUACCAACGAGGAGGUCACAGGCCGCAAGACAGUAUGGAUUUCAGUAAUGAUUGGGCAAAGAGUGGAAAUGGUCCUCUUAAAACACUAGACAGGAGGCGGAUAAGAGAUGCUAAUCGCCGUAUUGCCCGCUCUCUUGUUGGAACUCCAAACUAUAUCGCUCCUGAGGUCUUACUCAAGGAGGGUUACACUCAACUGUGUGAUUGGUGGAGCGUCGGUGUCAUCUUGUAUGAAAUGGUUGUUGGUCAACCACCGUUCAAUGCCAGCUCACCAGAAGAAACACAAAUGAAGGUCAUCAACUGGCAAAAUAUGCUGUAUUUCCCAGAAUCUGCACGACUGAAGUCCCAAACACAAAACUUUAUUCUGUGUUUAUGUUGCGAUCAAAGACAGAGACUAGGUUGCAACGGAAUAGAAGAAAUAAAACAACAUCCAUAUUUUCGAAAUGUAAACUGGGCUAAUUUAAGAGCAAUACAGGCACCUUACGUACCUAAGAUUCGAUUUCCUGAAGACACCUCAAACUUUGACACACCGGAUGAUUUAAUGUUGAAUCCAAGCCAGGCCGGAACACUGAAUAGCAACACACUCUUACGAGCAGGAGAACAUGCAUUUUUUGAGUUCACUUUUCGGAGAUUUUUCGACGAAGAUGGUCGUGCGUACUCUAAUAAUUAUCAUUACAGUGGCCCAGAGAGUGGCAUGAUAAUUGAUGAGGAUGCUGAAAUAGCACAACAGGAUGAUGACUAUGCGUAUGGUUACUGCCAACCUGACAGACAAGAAUGGGUUCAAAGUUCAUCCGGUCGUGGCAGGGAGGCCAGCGAUGAUGGAAAUGAUUACUACCUCUGAAAACGGAAUUGGACCUAGACCUGGACUCUGUGGUAGCCCAUAAUAUAAAUACUGGUAUAUAUAUAUAUAAUGAAUUCUAAGUAUAAUUAUUUUCACAGACAGAAAUGAGAAUUUACUUAUUGGCCACUGAUGAAUCAUGACUGAUUGGCAUUUUCCACAUAUACCAUACCCUAUAUGAUCAGUCGAUUUUAGAAAUAAGCUGACGUAAUACUGCCCUAAAACCGAGGCUCGAGUCGUUAAAAGUUACUGCUUUCCGGUACCAAUUAAAUGAUGAGGUUAACCUAUUCAUUUUGUAUGCAUUUCUGUGUUCGAACAAUCCCUUGUAUAGUGAGUGCUACCUUGUUGAAAGUUCCAUUUCCGACUUUUCAUUAGUUGUUUGCAUAGACACAAUGAGGGUCAGCCAGAGUUAUUCAUGAUCAUGACUGAUUUUCAUUUCCAAACGGCAAUAUGCUGAAAAGGCUAAUUGCUUCUGCCGGUAUAAUAUUGCAGAUUUUCAAUAUUUUUCACUGUGUCGUCAGUUUGUUUUAUUUUGCCAAAAAAUAUUUUGUUUCUCUACUCUUGUUUUUGUUUUAUCUCUCCAAAAAUUUGGUGUUUGUUAUUGUGUAUUACGGUAUUAGUACGAUUGUUCUUUUAUUAUCAUUUUUAUCUUGAUAUUUUGUCAUUUUAGCGUUUUAUAAUCAUGGUGCGAGAAUUUUAGAUAUGAAAAAAUUUCUUGUCUUAAAAUUGAUACAUAUUUUUAAUGAAAAUGUGCCUUUUACAUAGGUAAUAACUACUUUUUGCACAAUUAUUAUGAUUGAUACAAUUUCAAAAAUACAGAAUAGGCUUAAUCGUUCGAUUGACAAAAAAUGUAAUGAGGAAAAUUAAGAAGAUGUCACUAAGUCUCUGUGUGACUCUCAACUAGAUUUAUCACAAUACAACAAUUCUGUUGGCACUUGGGCAAAAUUGCUAAUGCCCAAAUUUUAAAUUCAAUUGGGUUUGCAAUACCAGUGUUUAUAUUGAUUAGUAUACGUACUAGAAUUUUCCUUGGAACACCACUCUUGUGUUUAAAAAUCUUAGUGUGGGCACAUAUUACGAUAUUUCCUAAAUCCUGAUUUUGCCGUUCAGAUCUUAGGUCUGGUAAACUCGUGGAAAAUGCUUUUUCUGUUGCGUUCGGAUUUUGAAUUCUUAUUAAACUAGGUUCUUAGAUAAUUCAUUGAUUAGGCAUACCUUUUUCUCUAUUUAAAAAGGGGUGAUGGCGGAAACUGGAACAAAAUUGUUUUUGUAUCUUUGAACAUUCUCCCUAUUUCAAAAAAGUUGUAAGUACCUAGGUUCGUCAAUUCUUGCCAGAUAAUUUUUCUUGUAUCUAUAUUGUCCUCAUAAAAUUAGCUUAAAACGCUGAUUCUGUCAUUUUUAGACUGAUGUUCAAUCUAAGUUCUAUCCCAGUUAAAAAUAGUUUUCUGUCUCUAAUUGAUAACGUUCAGUCGCUAUAAUUAUAAGGCUUUAUACACCUACCUGUGUGUCCAAUGCUCGAACCUACAUGGUUCAGCAUUGAAAUGCUAAAAUUUUGAAAUUGCAAAGUCAUAAUCAUUUCUUAUCUAAACACGACCCAUUUCAUCCUUGAAAAAAUUGGGUUAUGUACAUACUGCUGUAAACUUCUUAUGAGCUAAGUAAACGGCAUGAAAUGAAAUGAACAUCGUUGAUGCCUCAGUAACUUGUGUUAAUGUUUUGCUUUAUUGAUCUUAAGGUAAAUUUCUGGAAUGAUUUAAUCUUUCAAUGAAAUAGUUUCUUGUACUUUUGUGUAUAUUUAAGGAAUAAAAGAUAAAAAUGAUAACUGUGA
Messenger RNA from Styela clava, 5936 nucleotides. RefSeq lists its product as uncharacterized. The record is from RefSeq and is a predicted model, not a curated record. Gene Ontology annotation, molecular function: protein serine/threonine kinase activity; ATP binding. Gene Ontology annotation, biological process: G1/S transition of mitotic cell cycle; hippo signaling; peptidyl-serine phosphorylation. NCBI's taxonomy places the organism in Eukaryota, Metazoa, Chordata, Ascidiacea, Stolidobranchia, Styelidae.